Messenger RNA from Rhinocladiella mackenziei CBS 650.93, 1356 nucleotides. RefSeq lists its product as uncharacterized. The coding region runs from base 1 to 1356 and encodes 451 amino acids. The transcript has 2 exons. NCBI's taxonomy places the organism in Eukaryota, Fungi, Ascomycota, Eurotiomycetes, Chaetothyriales, Herpotrichiellaceae. The record is from RefSeq and is a predicted model, not a curated record.
AUGUCUUCCCCUCAUCGAUUGCCCACCUCACCUAAAUUUCGACGGACUAAGCUAAGGACUCAGGUCCUACCUGAAAUCCCCACAGUUAAGGAGAUGAAAAUGUGGGAUAAGCAAACGGUGCUUCACGCAGCGAUUAACGGUGUAGUCUUUUUGGACACCAGUUACGAUUUCUUCCGUAAAGAGUGUGGCAUCUCUCCUGGACCCAGUCUAUCGCUUACGCGUUUUCGGGACGAAGUCUUGAGCACGGCCACUCUAUCUCCAAAGGACAAGAGGAAGAGAGAUGAUGAAUCUGUCGCACCGGAAUCACCCACCAGCAAGCGGUCGAAAAGAAGAUACCAGGCACAAGAAAAACAAAAAGACCGUGCUGAUAACGAUGAUAAAGAGAAGAACGAUUACCACCACGACCCUCUCGACCACGACCCUUACCACUACGACCCUCUCGAUCACGACUUUCUCGACCACGACAAUAGCUAUAGCACCGAUAACGCUGCUAGCUAUAAAGAACUAGACUUGGUUCCGCCAGAAGAAAUACCCGAGCAUAGCCGUCAGACAAGGAAGCUUAUUGAAAAGAUAAUAAAAGAUCUCCAUACUGAGUAUUGCAGCCGGUAUUCUGCUUCUACACUUACCUCCUAUUCCGAGUUUCGUCUGCCCGGAGCCGUCGCCCUACUUUCCGAUCCCAAGAGUGUACAUGUACUUCCGUUUCCAAUCGUCAAUAUGUGCACACCUGCUCGAUUUGCGAUUGGCAAAGAAAAAGUUUGGCGAUAUACGGGGAGAGAGAUAUUCCCAGAACUUCUACGUGAGCUUAAGUUUAUACGGCAGGAAUAUACGUACACAACGCUCUGGGUCUAUGGAACCAGGGGCUAUGGGAAAUCAUACCUUCUAGCGGCACUUGUCUGUUAUCUGUCAGCUCUCGGCGAACAUGUCAUAUAUAUUCCUGAUUGUCGCGCCUGGCUCAAUGAUCCCAUUCAGAUCUUUCGAGUAGCAUUGUUGUUUGCCUUUACCGACGAGGCGACACAGGAUGAGAUCACCAAACUGGACACGAUGAAAAAGAUAGGACAAUUCUUGGAUGACAUGGAAAACCGGAAACGCCGAAUCUUUUUUGUCUUUGAUCAGAUGAACGCAAUAUGUGUGAAGGAGAGUGAUGUUGAGCACGUACGUUUAGACAAGGCCCGACUUGAAACACUGUCUCGAGCCGUAAGAAACGAGUAUAGAUAUGGAGGGGCUGCUGCACCAAUAGCCAGCGACGGCGGAUGUCGCGUAAGGGCGCUUGUAUUUUCUGUGAUUCCGCACGUCAGAACCAGAAUGAGGCUUAACAGCGCCGGUAUAGAACUUACUCGAGUGGAAGUCGCUAGCUAA